Molecule: messenger RNA, 2808 nt
Organism: Anopheles maculipalpis
Lineage: Eukaryota; Metazoa; Arthropoda; Insecta; Diptera; Culicidae
Gene: fl(2)d
Product: mucin-19
Exons: 4
Coding region: 58-2769 (903 amino acids)
Biological process (GO): regulation of alternative mRNA splicing, via spliceosome
Cellular component (GO): nucleus
Source: RefSeq, a predicted model, not a curated record
CAGACAAAUAUUACUAACAUCAAACAACGGAAACCAUAAACUACAAGUGUUUGAGCAAUGAGUGCCCCUGAAGACACCACUGCAACCGCACAACUUGCUUCCGAUAACCAUCACCAGCAGAAUGUUGUGUCACCGUCAGCAGCUUCCACCUCCUCCACGUCCUCAUCUAUACCGGCAGCAGUAGUCGUAGCAGCAGGAGCAGCAGUAACCGCCGCAUUAUCCUCACCCCCAACACCAACAAAUGCCGGGUCGCCCACAGUUACCACGCUGAGUGCAGCAAUAACAGGGUCAGCACCAGACUCAGUUACCGGAAGCGGUAGUGGUGUUGUUGGUGCGUCUGCCAUUCUUCCCGCCAAUAACGGAAGCAAUAACAGUCACAGCAAAGAAGGCGUCGGUGCUGCCAGCAGCAACAGUACUGCGCCGGACAGUAACAACGGGAGCGUACCGAGCGAUGUACCUACCGAUGCUACUACAGAUGCGGCCAACAGCUGCGACUCUGAUAAGGCAGCAGCAGCGGCGACGGGUUUGCAGCAGCCGGUGGCCACAACGUCCAGCCCGUCUCGACCUGAUGAAGAAAUUUCUUCUGGCGUUGGUGGCUCGUCCGCCGACAUUCUGGCCUCAAUAGACCCCGGCUCGUCCGGUGGCACUUCAACACCGAUUGCGGGAGCAUCCCCAGCAUCGGCGACAGCAGGCGAAAUCGGUCUAACGAACCCGUUGUGUGGUGAUUCGUCGCUGUCUAGUGUCGUCCCAGCGGUUACAAAUGGGGGUGGUGGUGGAGCAAGUAAUUCAAGCGUACCUGUGUCAGCAGGUACCACGAUCUCGGUUCGUGGGCGCGGCGAUAUCACAGACAAAAACUCACUGGAAUACCACUGCCGGGUGCUGGAAGAUGAACUACAGUCCAUGAAGGAUUCCGAAGCAAAGAUCAAACAACAGUACAGCGAGUCUCAGCGUCGGGAACGCAUCCUUGCACGCCGGGUUGCGGUUCAGGAGCAGGAAAUGCAAGACUAUGCGAAACAAAUAGCGGAACUAAAAUCGGCCCAAGCACCAGGUCCGGCGGCAUUACGUUCGGCGCUGUUGGAUCCUGCUGUUAAUAUACUAUUUCAGAAGCUAAAGGCGGAGCUGCAGGCAACUAAGGCGAAGCUAGAGGAAACACAAAACGAACUAUCGGCGUGGAAAUUUACACCCGACUCGAACACUGGCAAGCGGCUGAUGGCCAAAUGUCGAUUGCUCUAUCAGGAGAACGAAGAGCUGGGUAAAAUGACUUCAAACGGUCGAUUGGCAAAGCUGGAGAGCGAACUAGCGUUGCAGAAGAGCUACAACGAGGAGGUAAAAAAAUCACAGCUAGAGUUGGACGAUUUUCUCCAAGAACUGGAUGAAGAUGUCGAGGGCAUGCAGGGUACGAUCGUGUUUCUGCAACAGGAACUGAAACAGACGAAGGAUUCGCGGGACGAAAUGGAAAAGGAGCUCGUACAGCUACGCGCCUACGUUGCCGCUAAUCUCGGUCCGUUCUCCGGCAGCGCAAAUAAUCCAACCAGUGGCAGCACGCCCACGGACGAGCGCAGUUCCUCGAUGAUGCUGAUGAUGGAAGGGCAGGACAGCAACAGUAACAAUAGCCACGGUCACGAUGCCUACCAUCAUCCGGACGGUGGCGGUCCGGAUACUAUCGGUGGUGGCGGCAUCGGAGUUGGUGAUAUGGGCGGUGGUGUUACCCCGAUCUAUCUAGUGAACGGUGGUGGUGGUGGUGGUGGAAGUGGUGGUAGCGGCAACACCGACGCCGGAAGCAGACUGGUGAAUAAAAGUUCAAGUAGUGGUGAUGAUCACGAGAUGAUGGUGUACAGCAAUCGGACGCACUGUGGUGGCGUAGUUACGAAUAGCAAAGAGUUACGAACUACACCGACAAUCGCCGACAGCACCAACACUACCAGCAGUGUUGCUGCAGCAGUGAAUGGUGGUGGUGGUGGUGGUAGUGGUUCGUCUGCAGGAAUCGCAGGAGUCACCAGCAGCAGCGGUGGUGAACCGUUAGUUAAUGAACUGAAAGAUCCGCUGUUGCCUAGUGUUGCUAGCAGUAGUAGUGAUGGCACCGGUCGAUCUAGUAGCGGAAACAAGGAUAGCAAUAGUGGUGGUUGCGUUGCCGAUGUCGACAACAGUGUGAAUAGUACUAACAGCACCAACAUCGGUGCUGCUCUGAAACAGCAUCCGGCGCAACAAAGACCGAGCCACAGUGUUGGUCGAAAUGGUGGACGAACAACAGUGGCCGCUAGGAAGCGCAAUUACGAUGAAACCGAGGUUGAUUCGGCAGGGUUGCUGCAGGCCGAAGGUAGUAGUGAUGUUGUCAAUAGUGGUGUGUUAGUGAUGGACGUUGGUGUUGUGGGGGGUGCGACCGAAAGUAGUGCUAGUAGUGCUGGUAGUUUGGCAAAUGGCAAACUAACGAUGAACGUUGCCGACGGUUCUCAUCUGAGCAUCGAGCAGCAACAUCCGGAUGUUGAACCGAACAGCAACAAACGUAUGACACGAUCGGGUAAGGGUAAAGCGAUGACCAUUGCACCAGCAACUGCGUCCGUUUUGUCCAGUUCCACCUCCUCCUCCUCCUCCUCUUCGUCAUCCGUAUCUGCGCCGAACGUGUUAUUGACAAGUGCGGCAAAAAAGCUUCGAAGAGGUUCCAUUGCUCCGGAUGACGAAGUUGAUCCGUUAAGCGAUGAGCCGCCUGCGCCGCAGCAACAGCAGCAACCACAGCAACAAACGAUAUCGUCGGCUAAUGGUUCGAACUAGGCUUGAAAGUGUGUAUGUUUGCGUAUGUGUUUUUUCGUG